AUGUGUUCCAAGCUCCCACCUGAACAGCCCGCUGAAGAAAGCUUCCUUAGUAUCUAUGUGUUAUUAAAUGUAAUGUUAUCAUGUGAAAGAAAAUCCUUCCUGACGUGGCUGAACUUUCGUGUUUGCAUAGCGUGCGCUUCAACGGAGUGGACUUGUGGUGAUGGAACUUGCAUACCCCUAGAAGGCCGUUGUAACGGGCGUUAUGAGUGCCGAGACUAUAGUGAUGAAGACCGGUGUCCAGAGUUGUCUCUUAAUGAUGGAAGGUUAGGCUCCAGACAUGCAAAUCUAUUCCUGUUAUACAGCAUGCAGUCCUGGCGAGUGGACUUGCAUGAAUGGGGACUGCAUUCCCACCGCUCAACACUGCGACAGAAUCCCGCACUUGACGGUUCUGACGAAGAGAACUGCCCGCCUCAGCUCGCGUGUGCUUCAACGGAGUGGACUUGUGGUGAUGGAACUUGCAUACCCCUAGAAGGCCGUUGUAACGGGCGUUAUGAGUGCCGAGACUAUAGUGAUGAAGACCGGUGUCCAGCAUGCAGUCCUGGCGAGUGGACUUGCAUGAAUGGGGACUGCAUUCCCACCGCUCAACACUGCGACAGAAUCCCGCACUGCCGUGACGGUUCUGACGAAGAGAACUGCCCGCCUCAGCUCGAAGGCCGUUGUAACGGGCGUUAUGAGUGCCGAGACUAUAGUGAUGAAGACCGGUGUCCAGGUGAGGAUGAUGCUGCAUCAGAAUAUCCAUUGAUAUCCAUCUGA
Messenger RNA from Penaeus vannamei (Pacific white shrimp), 753 nucleotides. The record is from RefSeq and is a predicted model, not a curated record. NCBI's taxonomy places the organism in Eukaryota, Metazoa, Arthropoda, Malacostraca, Decapoda, Penaeidae.